CAUUUAAGGGUUGGCAGUAGGGGUGAGGGGGAUCUUGCUUGAGUAUCCCUGCUUACCUAGGGCCUUCUAAAGAGAGAUGCCAAGGGGCAGUACCUGUUCGACCUCCUGUGCCACCACCUGAACCUGCUGGAGAAGGAUUACUUCGGCAUCCGCUUUGUGGACCCCGACAAGCAGAGGCAUUGGCUGGAGUUCACGAAGUCGGUUGUGAAGCAGAUGAGGGCCCAGCCGCCCUUCACCAUGUGCUUCCGCGUCAAGUUCUACCCCACGGACCCUGCGGCGCUGAAGGAGGAGAUCACCAGGUAUUUAGUCUUCCUGCAGAUCAAAAGAGAUCUCUACCACGGCCGCCUCCUCUGCAAGACCUCGGACGCCGCGCUGCUGGCCGCCUAUAUCCUUCAAGCUGAGAUCGGGGACUACGACCCCGGGAAGCACCCGGAGGGCUACAGCUCCAAGUUCCAGUUCUUCCCCAAGCACUCGGAGAAGCUGGAGAGGAAGAUUGCGGAGAUCCACAAAUCAGAGCUGAGCGGGCAGACGCCGGCCACUUCCGAGCUGAACUUCCUAAGGAAGGCACAGACCCUGGAGACCUACGGCGUGGACCCCCACCCCUGCAAGGACGUGUCAGGCAAUGCAGCGUUCCUGGCCUUCACCCCCUUUGGGUUCGUUGUCCUGCAGGGAAACAAGAGAGUGCACUUCAUCAAGUGGAACGAGGUGACCAAAAUGAAGUUUGAGGGGAAGACGUUCUACCUGUACGUGAGUCAGAAGGAGGAAAAGAAAAUCGUGCUCACCUACUUUGCCCCAACGCCGGAAGCCUGCAAGCACCUCUGGAAGUGCGGCAUCGAGAACCAGGCCUUCUACAAGUUGGAGAAGUCGAGCCAGGUCCGCACGGUGUCCAGCAGCAACCUGUUCUUCAAGGGGAGCCGCUUCCGAUACAGCGGCCGCGUUGCAAAAGAGGUGAUGGAAUCCAGCGCCAAGAUCAAGCGGGAGCCGCCGGAGAUCCACCGGGCCGGGCUGGUGCCGAGCAGGAGCUGCCCCUCCAUCACCCACGGCCCCCGGCUGAGCAGCGUGCCGCGCACCCGCAGGAGGGCUGUGCACAUCUCCAUCAUGGAAGGCCUGGAGUCGCUCCGUGACAGCGCCCACUCCACGCCGGUGCGCUCCUCCUCCCACGGCGAUGCCUUCGUGCCCCACGGCCGCGGCGGCCGCGCCGAGAGCAGCGAGCGUGUGGCCGUGAUCGCCGACGAGAGCUACAGCCCCGCUGACAGCGUGCUGCCCACGCCCGUGGCCGAGCACAGCCUGGAGCUGCUGCUGCUGUCGCGGCAGCUGAACGGGGCCCCGUGCAGCAUCGAGGAGGAGAAGGAGUCGGAGGCCGGCACGCCCGGCACGGAGGCCGAGGAGCCGCGCGAGCUGCGCGCGCUGUGCCCCGGUGCCGGCAGCGGGCCACGGGCGGAACAGGUGAAUAAGUUUGUUUUAAGUGUCCUCCGUUUGCUCCUCGUGACAGUGGGACUCCUCUUUGUCUUGCUCCUCCUCCUCAUCGUCCUUACCGAGUCCGACCUUGACACUGCCUUUUUCCGCGAUAUCCGCCAGACCCCCGAGUUCGAGCAGUUCCAUUACCAAUACUUUUGUCCCCUCAGGCGAUGGUUUGCCUGCAAGCUCCGCGCCGUGGUGGCUCUGCUCACUGACACCUGAGGCCGCGCGGCCCCAGCGCCCUUCGCUCCGCGGGAGAAGAGCGGAAGCGCCGCAGGGCUCCCUGCCCGCAGUGCUGCGGGAGAGCCCCAUAAAGAGAGGAAUUGAUUUUGCUAUUAACGCCCGCCCUUGCGCCAGCGUCCUCGCGGGGGCCGCGUUGCGCAGGAUGGUCCCCGUGUCACCGCGCUGCAGGAACCCCCGUGCCGCCCCUGUGGGACCCGGCAGCACCACGGCCCCGCGCUCGGCUCCUUUUGUACAAAAGAAGACUGUUUGGAGGUCUAUUUUAACAACGAGAAGCUAUUUUGUUAUUGAUCCCGCGUCUUUUUUUACUUUACGCCCGGGGCUCAGGGCGGCGGAGGCUUUGCAGCCUGGUUUGGGACACGGAGCGCAGCGGUAAUUCCAGGACUUUCCUGAGGACAAAAGGCCAGCGCUGCGGGAGCAGAGGUCAGGCUGAACUGCCACCCCACAGCAUCGCUCUCCAUCCGUUCCCAAGCAAAAUCGUGCUCAUAGCUCAUGGUCCGCGGGACAGCGCCGCCGGGCCCAGCCCUUCCCCAGGAGCAAUAACCCCGGUCCAGGUGAGCUGGGGCUGACGCCGGACACGAGCAGCUCUACUUCAUCUCAGGGAGAGAUCUCACGGCGCCGGGGCCGUCCCUGCUGUGCUCAGCACCGCGGUGCCACACGCCAGCCACGCAGCACGGCGGCACGGGGCGAUGCGCAGCAGGACGGCUGGGCUCUGCCGCCACAGGGCCGCUGUCACCGCCGCCGCGGCGCCGUCCCCAUGACCCCGUUUAUGCAACGUAGCCGAGUUCACUCGUAGUGUAGUGUUCCUACCUCAGCCCGUAGUCAGUGUGUCUAUGCAGUGCGUGGUAGCCCCCGCCCGCCGCCCUCGGCCUCCUCCAUCCGCUUCCUCUAGGAUAGCGACAGCCCCAGGCCCCGCUGCCGUCCUCCCCCAGCGCUGAGAGCUGGUUCCUUGCCACGGGCUGGGCCCCGCGUCCCCCGGCCGGUGCUCCAGCAGCCCUUCGUUUUACGUCUUUAUCUUCGGAUGUUGUUUCCGUAGGUUCUUGUAUCGAACAAAAACCGAGUCCUAGCGUACUGCAUCUUUGCGCAGUAGACGGUGGAAUACCUGACAAUGUGAAUUUCUUAGUUUUCAUAAGAAAAACCUAGAAAUUAACCUUUCAUGUGCCAAAUACUGUAAGUUACAUUUUUCCUUCAAAAUGUACCUUUUUUCUACAUAUUCAAUAUCUUAGUGAGCAUAAAUCAUUGGUGCCAUGAGAAGUAUUUUUAAACUUAAAUAAAUAUUUAAAUAUCAUGGGGAAAGAGGAAAAAAAAAAAAAGAAAACUGACUUGGGUCGAGAUUUGUUUGCUCUCCCACACUUGAAACCCGAGUGCCAGGCCAUGGAGCCACCAGCAAGGGGACAGCUGAUGUGGCAGACAUGCCCACAUGUUGCUCAGAUGGGCCAUGUGUGCCCCAGAUGUGACACAAGGGCCCCAGAUGUGCCUCCAGCUGCGCCUCCCCUGAUGUGCCACAUGUGCCUCCAGCUCUUCCCCGUGUGUCCGUGCUGUUUCCCCCUAGAUGUGCCACAUGUGCCCCAGAUGUUCCUCCAGCUGUGCCCAGAUGUUCCAGAGCUGUGCCACAAAUGCUCCACCUGUGCCUCCCCUUCCCAACCUGCAGCAGUGAUCUGGGGAGAUCAGACCCCAUACCCAGAAGGAACGUAGCCCCCCGGAGCUGUGGGCACUGCAGGAGAGAGUGGGGAACAACCCCUGGGCUGCUGAGGAACAGUGCCCCACAUCCUUCCGUGGUAACCUUUAACUAAGUACCACUUAUCCUUAGGG
Messenger RNA from Numida meleagris (helmeted guineafowl), 3510 nucleotides. RefSeq names its product FERM domain containing 5 (gene FRMD5). The coding region runs from base 214 to 1680 and encodes 488 amino acids. The record is from RefSeq and is a predicted model, not a curated record. The transcript has 14 exons. NCBI's taxonomy places the organism in Eukaryota, Metazoa, Chordata, Aves, Galliformes, Numididae. Gene Ontology annotation, cellular component: cytoskeleton.